Messenger RNA from Cladophialophora immunda, 519 nucleotides. RefSeq lists its product as uncharacterized. Bases 1 to 519 code for a protein of 172 amino acids. Lineage: Eukaryota; Fungi; Ascomycota; Eurotiomycetes; Chaetothyriales; Herpotrichiellaceae. Gene Ontology annotation, molecular function: nucleic acid binding; RNA-DNA hybrid ribonuclease activity. The transcript has a single exon. The record is from RefSeq and is a predicted model, not a curated record.
AUGUGGAUCUUUCCCAUGGCUGCUGUAGAAGAGGUCAGAGAACCCGACCAUCACCGGCACUCAGUCAACAAGGGUCGCCGAAGGUCUCUACGAUUACCCAAAUUCCUCCACUCACUCGAGCUCGAAGUGUCUCGUGCCAACACCGCCAUCAGCGUCGCCGAAAGAUUCAAUCCCGAGGAUUGGGAAUUUUCAGAGGAAUUUGAACCAGAUGAUAUGGUGACGGAGUGUUAUGAGGGGACUUUCAGCUACCUCGUCUGUCCCCACGGCGAUCCCUGCCCAGAACACAAUCGGAGAGAGGCGCAUUUGAACAAUCUUGUAGUUGCUGUCGACGGGGCUUGCUCUGGAAAUGGAAAGCAGAACUUCGACGUGGAAGCAGGCAUUGGUGUCUACUUCGGCGACGCCUCGCCUGACAACAUAAGCACAGGCCUUCCCAGCCGGUUCUCGACAAAUCAGCAAGCAGAACUGUUGGCACCUAUCUGCGCCCUCGCGGGUCAGGAGGCUGCUGAAAACCAACCAUAA